AUGGUAGUGCUCCAUGUCGAUGACGACAAAGUCGUAGCUGGAGAGGCCAACGAUCUAGGCGAGGGUUGUGGAGAAGGAGAUGAGGUAGUUGUUGCGGUGGAGGUGUGGUCGAAAAAGGUGGUUGAUUUGAUGGGUGAGGAGGUGGCAGUGAAUUUUAGGGUUUUGACUGGUGGCGGCUUUGGGUGGCAUUGGGUUCGGUGGUGGUUCUUGUCUGAUGGUGAAGUUAGGGGAAGGAGAGGGCACAGAGAGAGAUGA
Messenger RNA from Prunus armeniaca (apricot), 255 nucleotides. NCBI's taxonomy places the organism in Eukaryota, Viridiplantae, Streptophyta, Magnoliopsida, Rosales, Rosaceae. The record is from the annotation of a GenBank genome assembly.